CCCGCCCGUUCCGGUGGUGGCGCCGGCACCAUGGGGGUCACUUGCGUGUCGCAGGUGCCGGUGGCCGAGGGCAAGAGCGUGCAGCAGACGGUGGAGUUGCUGGCGCGGCGACUGGAGGCGCUGGGCGCGGACAAGCAGGGGACAUUCGGCGUGGACUGCGAGACCUAUCACACCGCGGCCGCCCUCGGCACACAGGGGCAGACAGGGAAGCUGAUGUAUGUCAUGCACAACUCUGAGUACCCCCUGAGCUGCUUUGCCCUCUUCGAGAACGGGCCCUGCCUCGUGGCCGACACCAACUUUGACACUCUCAUGGUGAAGCUCAAGGGCUUCUUCCAGAACGCCAAGGCCAACAAGAUUGAGAGCCGCGGAACCCGCUACCAGUACUGCGACUUCCUGGUAAAGCUGGGCACAGUCACCAUGGGCCCCAGCGCCAGGGGCAUAUCUGUGGAGGUGGAAUACUGUCCCUGUGUGAUCGCCAAUGACUGCUGGAACCUGCUGAUGGAGUUCAUGCAGAGCUUUAUGGGCAGCCACACGCCCGGGAUCCCGUCGGUGUUUGGCUCCAAGCACGACAGCGCCUACAGCCCCGGGGACACCAUGGUGCAGUACAUGGAGCUCUUCAACAAGAUCCGCAAGCAGCAGCAGGUGCCUGUGGCUGGCAUCAGGUGAAGAGGAUUCUCUGGAGCUCCUCGACUGCAUCCUGUCUGCCUGGCUGGGUCAGGAGUCCCUCCAAAAUGUGGCACAGGAGGCAGCCCCAGGGAUUUUUUCCUUCUUGAUCUUUGCCAUGGCAAAGUUUCCCAGUGCUGUGUGUAAUUCUGAGAGUCCUCCAGGGUUUGGGAUUAUUGGAUCCAUGGUUCAGUGGUUCUUUGGACAGUGGUUUGUGCAGGGAAUCACUGUUUAUCCACGGGGAAAAGAGAAACUCCAGCCAAAAGCAAGGGCAGAGCUUCUGAGACUACAGAAAUCUCUUUAUUUUUUUUUUUUUUUUUAAAUGUCCACAUUGGUGUUUUGUUGUAUUUCAUCCCAAUAAAAUGCUGGAUUUUGGGAGGAGGAGUCCCUGCACAGUGA
Hirundo rustica (Barn swallow) is the source of this 1062-nucleotide messenger RNA. RefSeq names its product mediator complex subunit 20 (gene MED20). Gene Ontology annotation, cellular component: mediator complex. Gene Ontology annotation, biological process: regulation of transcription by RNA polymerase II. NCBI's taxonomy places the organism in Eukaryota, Metazoa, Chordata, Aves, Passeriformes, Hirundinidae. Gene Ontology annotation, molecular function: transcription coactivator activity. The transcript is spliced from 4 exons. The coding region runs from base 31 to 666 and encodes 211 amino acids. The record is from RefSeq and is a predicted model, not a curated record.